GCUAUUCAUCGUGGGAUGAAACUGAGGAGCUAGCGAAAUGAUUUCAGCAAAACGGGAUUGUUCGCACCGUUGUGUCUUCACACUUGAGAUCGACAAGUUGCCCUCACACGUGUCUUUCAUCCAAGACCAUGUAGAUGUAUGCAUACGAUAGCAUCAUGAACACUUGUGCAAUUGUGACAUUGUCAUAUAGGGUCGACGUCAAACUCCGAGCAGCCAGGCGGGACAAGUUCCAUGCCGAUGCCCAUGCCCCACCAGACUAGCCCCACACUAAUUCUAGGACCCUGACCACCAUCAACCUCACCAACAAAUCAAACAACAACGACUCUUCUCCAAUGCCUCCAGUUCCAAUUCCUACCACUCCUAGAAUCGUCAUAUAUUAUCAGACGCAACAUCAUUCCGAUGGCAAAUUAUGUUCAAUAUUACCUAUCAUAACCAAACCGAACAUCUCGGUGACACAUGUCAAUGUCGCCGCAAUUCAUCUCAAUGAUCCCCCAGGAAAUAUAACUCUGAACGAUCAUGCACCUCACCAUGAACGAUUUGUUACCAUGUGGGCGGAACUUCGAAUCCUCCAAGCCUCCGGAAUAAAAGUAAUGGGAAUGCUUGGCGGGGCAGCAAAGGGUUCGUUCACCCGACUCGAUCAAGACGAUAUCACAUUCGAACUCUACUACAUUCCUUUACGAAAUCUCAUCCGCGAACGAGGUCUCGACGGCUUAGAUCUUGAUGUUGAGGAAGAAAUGACUUUGGCUGGAAUAAUUCGAUUGAUCGAUCGACUGAAGGCGGAUUUUGGAGCUGGAUUCAUCAUUACACUUGCACCUGUGGCUGCGGCAUUGGUAUCUGAUCUUCCAAAACAUAAUCUGAGCGGAUUCAACUACGAAGCGCUGGAGGUUAUGAGAGGAAGCAGUAUUGACUGGUACAAUACCCAGUUCUAUUGUGGGUGGGGGGAUAUGAGUAAGACGGCUGGAUAUGAUAUGAUGAUGAUGAGGGGAUGGCCUGCACAUAAAAUAGUGGUGGGUAUGGUUACCAAUCCAGGGAAUGGUAGUGGAUGGGUGCCUUUUGAGGUUUUGCAGGAAGUACUUCUCAAUCUGAAGUUGAGGUAUCCUACAUUUGGUGGGGUGAUGGGUUGGGAAUAUUUCAAUUCGUUGCCGGGAGAUAGGGAUAGACCGUGGGAAUGGGCGGCUUGGAUGACAAGGGUCUUGGGAAAACUACCAGUAUCUGCACCAAAGCAGCCGAUGACGAGUGCCAGUGUGAUAGCGGAGGUAGAGACCCAGAAGCCGCUUGUGAGUAGAAAUGUGGAUGAUGAUCUUGAAGGAGAUGCUCCUUUACCUUCGGAAUUCGAGUAUCAUUCCGAGGGCUAUGGAGAUGAGGAUUAAUGAUACCCUGCUUCAUAUAGCUCUAUCCAAAAAUUUAAGUUUUCUCGCGUGCUUAACUUCGUGCUUUUCAUUUCAUAAAUAUCAGUGGCACUCAGCAUCACUUUUCGUCAGUCCAAUCCUAUCAAUGUUCCCGCACUCAAACA
Botrytis cinerea B05.10 is the source of this 1513-nucleotide messenger RNA. RefSeq lists its product as hypothetical. Gene Ontology annotation, molecular function: chitinase activity. Gene Ontology annotation, cellular component: extracellular region. Gene Ontology annotation, biological process: carbohydrate metabolic process. Bases 333 to 1370 code for a protein of 345 amino acids. Lineage: Eukaryota; Fungi; Ascomycota; Leotiomycetes; Helotiales; Sclerotiniaceae. The record is from RefSeq and is a predicted model, not a curated record. The transcript has 2 exons.